This is a messenger RNA of Plectropomus leopardus (leopard coralgrouper), 4440 nucleotides long. It is a transcript of the gene agpat3, whose product is annotated as 1-acylglycerol-3-phosphate O-acyltransferase 3. Gene Ontology annotation, cellular component: endoplasmic reticulum; endomembrane system. Gene Ontology annotation, molecular function: 1-acylglycerol-3-phosphate O-acyltransferase activity. Lineage: Eukaryota; Metazoa; Chordata; Actinopteri; Perciformes; Serranidae. The record is from RefSeq and is a predicted model, not a curated record.
AUCUACCACUUUACUAGCACGUUAUUUGAACUUGCAGAAUAUGGAUCGGCACGCUGCAGAAGCCGGAUGUUUUUGUAAAAAUAUAUUUUUUUAAUUAUUCCUAAGAAUGGCUGAGGGGCCGGACCGGAUGUAGGGCAUACCACCUUCAGAUGGGCUUUGAGGAAAUGUGGGGCUUUAACAGACAAACAAUAGCGGUCUUGCAAAUCGCAUUACCUCAAGUCAUUUUUAUUGGGGAAACGGACGAGGUGAGAGGGGCUCCUUAACCGACUUAUUUAACGCCCCGGAAGACAAGGAAUUGGCUAAAAAGUCUAACAAAAUCCUCCGACUCCUAAGUGAAUAAUAUUCAGGUCUGUAAUAUUGGCUGAAGGACCGUGUAAACGCGGCUUGUAAAAGGAUCCCACCGUGGUUGGUCGUAGUGUAUAGAGAGGAGCCCACUCAGCUCUCCAGGCUCCUCAGCCAUGGCUCUGCUGGCCUACCUGAAGAGCCUGUUCAUCCUGCAGUUGCUGAUGGGCUUUGUGUUUGUGGUGAGCGGCCUCAUCAUAAAUUUCAUUCAGCUCUGCACCUGCAUCCUCUGGCCGAUCAACAAGCAACUCUAUCGCAGAAUCAACUGCCGGCUCUCCUAUUCCCUCUGGAGUCAGCUGGUGAUGCUGCUGGAGUGGUGGUCGGGCACAGAAUGCACCCUAUACACCGACCAAGCUACGGUGGACAAGUUUGGUAAAGAGCAUGUCAUCACCAUCCUCAACCACAACUUUGAGAUUGACUUCCUGUGUGGCUGGACCAUGUGUGAAAGAUUUGGUGUCCUCGGGAGUUCAAAAGUGCUAGCCAAACACGAGCUACUGAAGGUUCCUCUGAUUGGCUGGACCUGGUACUUUCUAGAAAUAGUCUUCUGCAAAAGAAAGUGGGAGGAGGACCGAAAGACUGUCUUUAAAGGACUGAGCAGGCUCAAAGACUAUCCUGAAUAUAUGUGGUUUCUGCUGUAUUGCGAGGGCACCCGCUUCACAGAAACGAAGCACCAAAUCAGUAUGCAGGUUGCAGAGAGUAAAGGCCUGCCCAAACUCAAAUACCACCUUCUACCCCGGACCAAAGGAUUCACCACCACACUGCAGUGUCUUAAGGGCACAGUAACUGCUGUGUACGAUGUGACUCUCAACUUCAAAGACAACCAAACUCCCACUCUCCUGGGCAUUGUCAAUGGCAAGAAAUACAAAGCCGACAUGAGUGUAAGGCGCUUUCCUGUGGAGGAGAUACCAGACGAUGAGAAGGAGUGUGCCAUCUGGCUGCACAAACUGUACCAGGAGAAGGAUGCCCUACAGGAAAUCUAUAAAAAGGAAGGCAAGUUCCCCGGACCCACAAUAACUCCACAUCGCAGGCCAUGGACGCUUCUGAACUUCCUGUUUUGGGCCACCCUGCUGCUUUCGCCCCUCAUCAACUUUGCUUGUGGAGUGGCCGUCAGUGGCUCCCCGCUCCUAAUCAUUGGCUUUAUCCUCUUCCUCAUCAUAGCCUCCAUAGCUAUCCGCCGCCUCAUUGGGGUCACUGAGGUGAAGAAAACAGGCUCCAGCUACGGCAACCAGGAGGCCAAGAAACAAAACUAAAGUGUGUCACCCCCCUCCGUGUACGGCUGUGUCUGUACAGUCGCCCUGCGGUGUCUCACCUCUACCCAACUUUAUUCUCCUCCUACUGUUGAGUCAGUCGGCAGGUCGGGGGAGGAGACCCAGCUGUGAAAACAUAAUAGAGACCAGAGUUAGAAUUACUAAAUGGCACUAGUGUGAGGGAGAGAGAGAGAGAGAGAGAGAGAGAGAGAGCGUGGAAGGUCUGGGGUUCAAGCUCUCUGGUGUAACACAGAACAUAAGGAGGGGGAGAUGCAGUACUGUAUUCCCCUGCAUCUUUCUUAAUCCAGCUAGUGACCCACUGUCCACAUCCAAGUCCCAUGUAAAUCCUGGUAACACCCAAGGUUAAGCUCUUAACCUGCCUGGGGUCACAAAGACAGCCAGUCAGCCCAUUUCCUGCUCUGCGCUACCUACCUCCACUUCCUGCCAGAGUCAUCAGCCAAUCAGAACACAAGCCGAUCCGUACCAGAUCUGUUUUAAUCUUAGCCAUCCGGGGGCAGUGCGUUUCUGCAACAGCAAUCUGUAACAUGCAGAACAUCUCCCUCCCUUGUUUUCACAAAGUGGGACUUGUAAUGGGAACCGGUGCCUUGAGGCCCAGCCUGGUUUCCUUAAUCUUAAAGGGUCAGUUCACCCAAAUCACAAAACGUUUGCCAUUUUAACUUGCAGGUGUGUAGCCAGCCGGAUCGUUUUUAUGUUCCUCGGGUCUGUGAUAGCUGCCACUGACAUUUCUACUGCAGCUUCAAUACAACACAGGUGAAUGAAACGUUCAUGGUGCAUUUGAAAAACUUGACAGAAGUGUGUCUUUGCAGAAACAAUUUUUUUGUCGCUCUGGACAAAGGCAUAGCUCUUGAGUGUUUUUUAAAAUACAAUUUUAAAUACUUGUAGCACCCCCAAUGACUUGCAAUUCACCUCUAUUGUAUUGGAUUAGCUGCAGCAGCAGUCUCAAGGCAGAGAUCUCAAAAUAAAAACCCCACAUCAUCUCCAGACCUCAAUACUGCAUGGGUUAGAUGGGAUUUUUUUUUUUUAACUUGUGAUCUUGGUGAACUGACCUCUUAACAUCGUGGCUCCAAAAAGGCUGGUGUCUGCUAAACCACAGCAAGGGCUCUGAAUGUGAAAACCGUCCUCAUCAAGGACACCUACCAUCUGUUACAGGUCUCAUUUGUAGCCCGCAGCACCAACACCCACAGACUCAUCCUGACACAUUUUCAGAUUUUUUUGUUUUUUUCCAGUUUUUAUUCCUAUUUUCACUUGCUUUACACAAAUAGACAUUUGCAUACAUAUUAUUGUUUGUUUUUAAAGGGUAAUCGCUUCCUUACCUGCUAAAUGUGAUGGUUAUUCAACCAGCAAUCAUAGUCCAAACACUGAAGCAGUUCAACCUACAACCACACCCCCACCCUCUUCCCAUGCCAGUGUCGACAGUUUAAAAGCUGUCCACACUGCUCUGCUCUGCUUCUGCUGUUAAAUAUCUGCAGAUCCAGAUUCCAGGAAAAGGUCACCGACUGUCUCCAUGUAGCCUCACAGCUGUUAGCGAAUUAUUUUUGUCUUCAGAUAUAGACUGUGGUAGUAAUGUUUUAACCUUUGCCUUAAAUCAAGCUUGCUCAGGCAAGGGAUUGCUUAUUCGCCACCCCUUUAAAACAGCACCCCCCUUUUACCUCCGGUUUUAAUAUUCAUUCUCUUCUUUCCAGUAAAGUGCAUGGAGGAGCAGUGUGCUUUCAUUGGUUUGAUUACCAAAUGAGUAAUUGAAACUUUAAUCUUCAAAGUGUAAAGCUUGAACGUUGUUGGUUUGUUUAUGACGUCUUUGUACCUGAACAUAGUUGUUAGUUAAAGGAAGCUGCUUACACACAGGCAGCUUUGUUCUUCUGGAAGUCCUCGCCGUCGUCAGUGCAUGGCUCCACAUAUUUCACCAUUUUUAGAAUCAGUCGUCCCAGAGUUGGUUGUUUUAACUGAAACAAAUGUGGCUGCUAAAGCAUGAGUGGAUCUCUUCUGAUGCUUCAAGCCACAUUCUCUGGUCCAAAAUACAAACAAUGGUAGCAAGACAAGGAGGGGAUAUUUGGUGUCCUGCUCUCUCCCCUCCUCCCCCCGUGCCACAUAGUUUUAAUCAUUUGUUGGUUUUAAUUUAUCACUCAGCAGAAACAUGUUGUGUACCUCCUCUCUGUAGAGCUUUCUCCACCCAGACAGAUUUCAUGCAAGCCUUAAUAGACAGUGCUGCUUAAUUUUUGUGUGAAAAUGUAGAAGCUAACUGAGCCGCUGUGGUAGUAAAGGUUGAUUCAAACAUGUCCUCCGGUGUAUUAAAACAAGUGCUGGGAUUAGUUGCCAAGCAGCUUGUUGUAAAAGUUUAACAUUUGAAAGGAAAGGAGAAUGGAUGAAGGUUGCUCUGAUGCACAAAGAGCUCUGUUUGUAAUUCUCAUUUUUUACAAGAUACUUUUGAGUUGCUUCACCUCAAAUAUUUCUUUAAAGCUUUAGUAUCUUUUUUCCUUGAGAGAUCUGAUCAGAUUCGAACCCAGUCCAACUCAUCCUGUCAUUCAGUAAAAAUCAUAAUCCAAAGCAGAAAGUAUGCUGAGAAGUUCAGACAAGUAUUUGGGGGAAAAAAAGUAACUUUUUACACGGGAUGUUUUUUAUUCAGUAAAUAAGUAUUACUGUAACUUGUGGCUGUUGUUUUUUUCUGACUUCUCCAAUGGAAUCAAAUAACUUAACAAAUUGACACCACUUAAUGUUUUUUCUUAAAUCUAAGAUAAUUGAGUUAGUGGCACCUCUUGAGUCAGCUUUUGUUUUGUUUUCUAAGGCUAUUUUUAUGUUCAAAACACUUGAGAAUAUUAAAGGAUUUAAUCACAAA